This is a messenger RNA of Cylicocyclus nassatus, 1287 nucleotides long. The record is from the annotation of a GenBank genome assembly. Lineage: Eukaryota; Metazoa; Nematoda; Chromadorea; Rhabditida; Strongylidae.
AUGAGACCACUUGGGAUGCCAUUUACAAUCAGAGGUUUCGGUAUCAUUAACAUGCUCGUUUUCCUGCCAUUGAUGCUUAUGCCGUUUACUACACGAGCUGCGCUGGUCAAGUCAAACACACCACCUCCUCCAUUUGUCCCCGGUAAUUCUAUCGACGAACAAAAUGGCAAUGUUGUAGUAGUAGAUGUAGUCGGCGAGUCAAGAUGCCCAGAUACCACCAGAUUUUACCUGAAUCAGCUGCUACCAGUUUUCAAGAGAUAUCGUUCUCGUUUACGGCUAAAUUACCAUCCAUAUGGGCCUUACAAGUACACGAAGUGCUCCAGGACCUCCAGCGGAUUUGAGUGCACCUGCCAACAUGGAAGUGAUGAAUGUCAGAAAAACGCUCUACAAGCUUGUUUGAUUGAAGCCUUACCAAAUGCGGAGGACCACCUAGAUAUAGUGGGAUGUAUCCAAGGUCCAAGAAAUUUCAACACCUCCUUUCAAAGCUGUAUUGUUAAUCAUCCACGUAAUGGAUUAAUAGAUCAAGCUAGCAUAUUGGAAUGCGCCACAAAUGGUAGAGGAAUGAAGCUGAUGUCGCAGCACGGUGAAGCUGCACACGUAUUUGCCGAGGAUGUUUAUUGGGUCCCAUGGAUCUCCAUAAAUGGACUACGGAUUCCCGCGGCUGAGAGGCACUUCGAAGCUGUGCUGUGCAAUCAAUAUUUUGAACCUCCUCCAUCAGAGUGCCUCAACCCAAGGCUUUAAAUGAUUUUACGAGUAUUUCUUUCGUCGAGUUGUUUGUUACUCAGUACGCGUCGCACACCAAGCCCGCUACUUGACCACAUGUAAAUUAGAACCUGUACAUUUCCAUAAUUUCUUCUCGUUUCCUUGUCUCUUUCUAAUUAAAUAUGCUCAGUUAAAAAUACACAUCUCUUUGGUUUGUUACGCUAGAAAAGGUCUUAUUGAUGAGUUAUUAGUAAAAAUGUCGUCGAUCGCCGCGCCUGGUGUGCAGACUCUCAUACUGAGUUACAAAUGAACGAGGAUAUCUAGUGCCAUAUUGUUCUGGCCACGCCAGAACCCCAUACUUGCAUUGAGGGCGGAGUGCUAGGCUCCACUCCUUAUCUUGCUCUCAUUGAGCCAGUCAGCUAUGUAAGCAAUUUUUAUUUUUAUGCGUGAUUUUCUAUAUAUGUUUGUGCUAUUGGUACAAGUGACAUGAUUAGGACUCAACUAAUACUUUUAAAUGGAAAGAUUCGCUUGAAGGAAGACAUAUCGCUAGACCAUAAUCAUAGAUAAAAUGAUUCAUAAAACAGC